Messenger RNA from Pocillopora meandrina, 9235 nucleotides. Lineage: Eukaryota; Metazoa; Cnidaria; Anthozoa; Scleractinia; Pocilloporidae. The record is from the annotation of a GenBank genome assembly.
AUGGCGAACGAAAUUUUCGAAGGCGAAAGUUUGAGCCUAGAACUAACUCGUUUUCUGGACAAAAAUGUUGGAACUGAGAAAUCAUCGGCAGCUUCCAUUAACUGUCUUCUAAAAGAUGUUUUGAAGAAGAAGAAAUGUUUGGAAACGGAGGUAAGCGACCUUGGUUAAAACAACAUUUUUGGUUUGUCCUUCCGAUCCACCUUUUCAAUACUUCACGUGUUAAGAGUUUAAAACUUAGAGCCAAUGUAAGCUUGAUAUGACUAAGGAAGGAAUUCAAUUUAGCACUAAAAGUAAUAUGUGUGAAAGGAUGUCGUCUUCACCAAGGGAAUUCUAUUUCUGCGGAAAUUAGAAAUUAGUUAUUGAAGGAAAAUUGAUUGCCGUCUUACAUAUUUUAAAAUCUUGUUAUAAAAUAAUCAUAUUUCCAUGAUGAAUGGAUAAUGAAAGGUCAGUUGUGGUUUCGAUGUAGCCUUUUCCGUGUGAAGGCUGCUUUAUUCUCACAUUUGUCAAAGAAUAAUUGGGUAAGGCCAAUUAAAGGAUAUUUGUUGAUAUUUCCGUUUGUGUCUUUUCAAGCCGAAGCUGACCACUUAACCUAAAUCAAUUAACAAUUUGAGGGAAAGUAUGUCAAUUAUUCAUAAUGGCAUUCUUAACCUACAACAGCUGUCAUCAACAAUAUUAUUUUGCUUUUAAUGAGAUCUAUUGUAUUCUCCAAACAGAACAUGUUAAGCACUUCCAGUUUAGACAUUUGCAUGUUAGUCUUUGUUUUUGUAGGAAGUAGACUUCCAGGUUAUAAAUUUAUAGUAAUGAAUAUUUAUCAAAGCUGUAUGGAAAUGACAGUAUGUGUUAAUUAUCUAUAACAAUAGAGAUCUUAUUUUAAGCUCUCUGACUAAGCUUGUUAUGUGUCUUAUGUGAUAAUUGAAAAUUUUUAACAUUUAAGGGGAACAUUCCAUUUAUAUACUACAUAUUUUGGCCAUACAUGUUUUUUAGGAAUGUUCAGAAUUUCUUUUUCCCAAUAAUGCCUGUCUCUUGCUGAAAAAAUUGAUCAUCUGCUUUCACAAUCAGGUUCAAAACAUGAACCUAAGUUAAUGGUCUAUAUUAAGCUACCAUGGGUUUUCUGUACAGCUUAUAGAUUGACCAUUCAGACUAGCAAUUACAUGGUCAUGGGCCCAACUCCUGUUGGUAGGAAAGGAAGUUACUUUCCAAGUAUACCUGUAUCAGUGAUUGAAAAUGUCAUUCUAUUUGUAUUGUUACAAUGGUGAACAAAGUAUAGUCUGAACCCUCUUACCCAAGACUGACUUGCAUCAAAUUUCUCUUUCCAAUAGCACCCCAGAAUCACAUCUUAAGGUCUUGAGAAUGAAGGAAAUGAUUACCAACUAAGGAUAAAGAAGCUCUUGAUUACUGAACAAAUUCCCCUUGUCAGUAUCUUAGGAAAUGUAUAGAAAACAGUAUGGAAAUAUAUAUAUAUUUAUAUAUAUAAUAUAUGCUAAUAUAAGGGUGUAAGGGGUUAAAUCGCAGACCUUGGUGUCUAAUUUUCCAUUUCCCCAUAAUUGAGUUUCAGAGUACUAGUAUAUAUGUUAGACAUUCUGCAUAUUGCAAGGAUCAGUGGUAUUGAAACCAUAGUGCAUGUAAAUAAGAAUAUGAAAGGAUUCUAGCCUGGCCAUGUAGUAAAGAAAGGUGUUAUUUGUUUCCUCAUCCUUAACAUCUUUUAUUGAUUAUAAGUAGAUUUCAGAAGUAUAUAAUAUUGUCUUGAGAACUACCAGUCAGUGAGAGACUUCAAUAACCUUAUGUGUGUCCUUGGAUUACAAGGAAUUGCAUGUAUUUCCAUACAAUGGCAUUGUAUUGUUUUUCUGAAUAGUUACAAGAGGCCCAGUGUAGAACACCAGAUAAGAUCCAGGAUGUGCUUGACAAAGGUUGCUCAGCAGUGAAUGAGGUAAAAAAUCUUCAGCAACAACAUGAGCAGCUUACAUCUAGAGUUGACAACCAUCUCAAGAAACUUCACCCCCUAGCAGAGCGUUUGUCCAGUUUAGUAAGUCAAAUUGCAGAGGUUGAGAGAUUCCGAGCAUAUGUGAGUUGGAUACAGAAGAUUGAGUCUGUCAGGUAACUUUCAAGCUUUAAUUAAUUUUAAUUUACAUGUGAAUAACAAGUAUAGUACUCUUCAUAACAAGAUCUUCUUUAUUACUUUUUGAACUGAAAUGAGAAAACUUCUUAUCAAUUGAGCACAAUAUCUUUUGUAUAAGAUAGAUUGCUUCUAGUUGUAAAGAUUAACAGUUCAAAUUUAUUUCAUGAUUUAAGUAAUUGGUGUUUUUGCCUUUCAUAAAGUUGUCAGAUUCACCAGUUUGUUGAAGCUGGGCAGUUGAACUGGGCGGUAGAACAGUUGUCAGUGCUGUCUGAGCUUGCACGGUUACUUAGUGAAUCAGCGUGCUGUAAUUUGACCAAGUUUGUGAAGGAAAUGCAGUUACAUUGGCAAAACAUUCUUCUCAAUAAGCUAGCAAGGUGAGUUAAACAAAAAGAACAAGUUGGUCCAAAUUUGAACUAAUCGCAUUGAAAAAUUGGAACCUGUCAAUCAGCUAUGUUCUGACACUUUGAUGUUCGCUGAUAUUUAAAUACUUAAAGUUUGAGUUGUUGAGUAAAUUUGUGCCAAGUGAAUUAAAACUAGUUCAAGUUAGCAGGGAAGUUGAGUUAACCAAGUCUAGGUUAGCCGAUAGUAAAUGACUGGAAAAAUAGGGUCAAACCCAGGGGAAAUUCAACCUUGUUCCCUAUAAACACAAUUAGAGUUAAACUGGGAUCCUGUUGCCUGCAGAACAAAUGUUCAUAAUAUAAUUAAAAGUGAUUAUUACUUUUCUAUUACAGUGAAUUUGAUGAAAUCAUGAAAGCUCUAAAAUGGCCUUUCACUUCUCUCUCCACUGCACCUCCACUAUCCACAACAUCAGAUGAUUACAGCAGACUAGAAACUGUGUUUAUACUUUUGCUCAAAUUACAACAGUUGUAUCCUUUUAAAGCAUUAUUUUAAGAAGUCCAUGCAAAUUCAAGUUUUUCUUAGUUAGAGGGUGGUAGCAUUAAUGUAGCAUACAGCUGCACAAUUUUAUAAACACUGAUAACAGACAAGGAAAUGAUACAUGUACAUUAAUUCCCUGUAGAUGGAUGCAGACCUCAAGUGACUUGAACAAGAACGGGUCCACAUUUUUCAGUAUUACCACAAGUUAGGUUUUGAUCAAAAGCAGUGAUACUAUUUGACUAUAUAAUAUUUAUUUAAGAUAUUGAUAUUAGACAUGUGUUCUGCUCACUCCUAAAUAGAACUGAUGUGAUCGUCUGUUAUUAACAAUUAGAUAUUGGAUAAAAAUUAAACAUGGUUAUUAUACUUGACUUGAACAUUUUACCCUAUUUUUCAGCAAAGAAAUAUCUGCAGGAAAUAUUUCUCUCAGUAGAAACAAAAGUGACAUCCUUCUGCCACUUGACUGGCUUUUGAAGCCUUUUAGAAAGAGAUUUCGCUUUCACUUUUAUGGGAAUAAACAAACAAACAACCCUCAGAAGGUAGUGUAUCAAAAAAAUUAAUUAAGAAAUCUAUCAUGAUAAAAUGACUUAGAGACAAAAUGGUCAAAAACCUAACCGUUAAUUGUGGUACAUACUGUUAAAGCCAUAGCCAUUUACUUAUUACAUGUAGUUACAAGGCUUUUCUUUUUAUUGGUUUAUUGCAGCUGUAAUCAUUACCAUUACAAUUUCCUCAAAUGUGAUUGGUGCAUCACCUGCUUUAUAUUUCACUAGUCACUCUGUACAAAUGUAAUCGGACAGUGUAAUCGGAGAGUUGGCUGUAAUCAGGCACUAGUAAUUGGACAGUUGAAGCAGCCAAGCACACUAAGUCCACUCAGCUAAAUCCACCAAUCACAGAAUUGAUCACAAUAACCAUAGCAACAACCCCUUACCCUUAAAAAAAAUGGGAAAUCUCCAAAUUUUUUGCUUUGGACAUUGUCCCCACUGGUGAUAUAUGUCCUAAAUGUUUUUUUUGUAUUUUAAUUUGGAAAUUGUAAUGGUUAUGAUUAGUUGGUAUCAGGACUUUGUGUUGCCCAAUUCUGUCUGCAAUCAUACUGUGAUUGACAAAUCGGACUCCUGCUUCAUGGUCGUCUGAUUUUGUUAAUCACUUGUAUGAUUACAGACCAAAUUAGUCUCCACUCGGUCCUAUUACAAUUAUUAAUAACAGACUUGGGAUUUUAAAAGAACAAUCCAGUAUCUCCCACUUACUAGGAAGGGGGAAUAUCAAAGCUUUCAAACAAGACUAUUAUCUGUUCAUUAAGCUAAUUAAAUGUUAUUCCAUAUCAAACAAUUACAGUCCUAUAACUUUUUAAACGGGAAAGGAUGACCCAUUAUGUGCAUUUUUUUGUUCUUUUAGCCUGAGUGGUAUUUUACACAAGUUUUAAAUUGGAUAAAGAAUCAUAGUGACUUUCUAGAGCACACAAUUCAACCCAUUCUUCAAAGGACAGAAUAUGAUUUUGUUCAUGCCAAGGUAAUGUGCACAAGAACCAUGCAUGUUAGCAAUUCAAAAGUGUCUAUAUAGAACACCAAUCAUAUCUGGGUGUUAUUUUUCAAAAACCUGUGUAAUAACGAAAACCAAUGACUACAAGAGGUAAAAGGUCAAGCAGAUCGGGUAGAUUUUUUGAACCAGUUAGAGAGAAAAUUGGAGAAAAAGCAUUGUAAGUAAUCUCAGAAUACUCAGGACACUAAAUUUAAAAUUGUUGUUAGUUUUUAGUUUUACUUGAUCAGUAAAAAUGAAGCUCCUGUUUUUAUCAGUCAAAUGCCAAAUUUUUAAGAUGUGUGAUUUUGUAUAAAAAUACCCAAUGUAACUGGGUAGUCUUGAAAAACAGACAAGUCUCUACUGAUCCUCUAUGAUUUUCUUUAAAUUAUUUUCAGACUGAGUUUAUAUCUGGGCUAUUAAACGUUGUGGUGGAGAAGUUGGAGCACAGCAUCCAAAGUAUAAUCGAUGAUGAUGAUUCUUUUUCUCACUUUGUCGACGAAUUGUUAUUAUUCAACAAAGAACUUCACAUGGCUCACAGUUACAGCUCUACUGAACACAGCUGUUUGCACAUCCUAACCACUGAAGCUUGCUUGCAAAGAUGGGUAGAGUUAGAAAGAAAAUGUUAGUAUUGAGCUAAGCUUCAACUUUUAAUUUUCUCGAAAAAAAACUUGGUUGGUGCUUACCCAAUGAAUGCUGAGGUAUCACAGUUUCUUUCUUGAUGUAUUCCACAGAUGCUGAGUCAAACAUGAAUUCAGUUUUGUCCUCCUUAUCAGCAUGGACACCAAAAUACAAAGAUGUUAGUGAUGUAGAUGACACACGAAUUCCUGAGUGUGCAGAAGGAUUUAUGACCCUUCUCUCUGUUAUAACAGGUACAUGGCCAAGCUAAAUAUAUUCCCAGUCAUCUUCUGAAUAAUAAUUGUAUCAUUGUGCUGUUCAGAGCUUACAUGUAUGGUUGGAUCGGUGGGCAUAUUUGGUGGUGUAAGCUGAAGCUGUUAAAAAAUCAGCCAUAAAUUUGUAAAUGCAAAUGAUUUGGAUCAAAUCAAAAGACUGGCAUAAGAAAGAACCACAAAAUUUUUCUAUCUAAGCUUGACCUUUAUGGUAUAUCUGGGAAUUCAUUAAAAUGGUUUCAGUGGUAUUUGGAGAACGGUACACAACAGUGCUCAAUAAGUCCUAGAACAAACUUAAUACUCAUUACCAGAUGCAAAUUAUUUCAAAAAUAGGUUAACUUAUAGUGGCGCCACAUUGUAGAGUAGCCUUCCUUGGGGGCUUAGCAGGCGGAAUCCCCUGGGUCAUUCAAACAAGAAAUCAGCAAAGUUCUCAAAGGCAUAACAUUCAUGGAAAGCAGCAAUAAAGUGUUAAAAAAAUAAUUAAUAGUUUUUAAUCCUUUUGUACAUAGCUGAUGAAUUUCCUGUGAUUAAAUAAUAAUGAAAGUAUAGUAAUAAUAAUGAUGUAAUCUUGACCUUUGACUGUCACAUUCCAGUUACAAAGUGAGUGAAGCAUAGUUGGCAUAACUAAAGUGUUGGCUUGUUUUUUUUUUUAUGCACAAAGAAAAUAUUAUAAAAUCAUGAAAAUAAUUCUCCUUACCAUCUGACAUACAAUUCUUAUGAUGUUAUUUCAGAGGAUUUGUAUUGAAUCAACUUAUAAUCCUCUAAUUGAUAAUUUUCUUUUUUUCCUCAUCACUUGUCCCCUUGGUAUUGUAUUGAUAUUAUAAGAAAGAAUUUUAACUUUGGUCACUUGUGGGAGUUAAAGGGUUAAUCAUCCAUAAGUAUCUCUGAAUUUAGUUUUUGUUACUGAGACUGUGGUUGAGAUGUACCUACCGACAUUAAGACUAAUAUAUAGAUUUAGCCAAGCCUAAAAGCGGAGCUCGCAUUUUUUUUCCCCACACGUCUCAAGGGCACAAUGCCUUGCCCCGGCCAGGACUAGAACCUGGGUUGUCCAACUUGGAGCCCAGUGCACUGGCCACUGGACUACUGGACAAAACCAUGGCGUUGGCGUGCCUGUGAUACAGUUGACCACGCAUGUUAAAAGUAGCACCUUGUAUGGUCGUACAGUUGUAUGGUUGUACAUCCAAAUUUUUUCAGCUUGAUGGGUUACUACUAUUUUGUGUAAUUAUGGGGCUACACUCUGCAAGCUCCGCUAUUAAAUAUAUGCAUUUCUUAAAUAAAUAAUACCAAAUUGAGUUCACUCUCAUUUAUCUUGUCAACAGAUCGAUAUAGAAAAUUACCAAAUGUGGAACAUCAGGAGCAGUUUCUAGAAGUGCAGUUAUUUCUUCUUAAGAGAUUUAUCUCCAGGUUGAUGCUUGAGGCAGAAGAAACAAAAUUUUCCCCUGCUGGACCUCAUUACUGUUCAGUUCUCAAUGCUGCUAAUUAUGUUAACCUAAUACUUCAAGAGUGGAGUGAGCAAAUGGUAUUUUAAUUUUCUUUUAUCAUUGUAUGUGCAUAGUGUAUUUCAAGAGUGAAGUGGGCAAAUGGUGUUUUAGAUUUACUCUUAUCAAUGUAUGUGCAGGGUGUAUUUCAUAGCAGCUUUUCUACUGUAAAUACAAAUUCUCUUAAACAGCUGUCAUUCAUGGGGAACCUUUUAAUUGUUUUUGUUUCCAGCUUUUCCUUAAACUCUGUGAACAUCGCAAUCCAUCUAUUGGCUAUGUAAAGUCUGAAGAUAUGUUUGGCUCCAAAAACCAUGUGGGAGAUGAUGAAGAACAGGGGAUUCCUUAUAUGAAAAGUGUAUUUGAAGAAGUAACACAAUCUUUACAAGAUUUAAAGGAACAUAUGAUCAGUGAUCUUGUAGAGCAUGUUGUAAAAGGAUUUAGGACACUGAGCAAACCCUACAAAAAAGAGAAGUAAGUCUGACACGUUGAUUGAAUGUUGUAUAAACCAUAAGCUCUAUUGAAACAAAUGUUUGAAGAAGAGGUGUACAACUUAGUGUCACUAUCACAGCAGCAAUGUUGUGGUAGCUUGCUGCCUUUGCAUUAGACUCUGUGCAUGCCCAAAGUCCAUUGCAGAGGCAGCAAUUGCAGACCAUAACAUUGCAUGUGUGUGUUGUUUUUUGUUUACUUACAUUGCAGUUGUUGUAUGCAUGUAGUGUUUGGUUGUGCCUGUUGCCAUUGCAAUCGACUGUAAGCAUACACACAGCUUGAUUGCUACAGCUAAACUGCAUGAAGUACACAUCUCUGGGAAAUUAUUGGAACAAUAACCUUAGACAGAUAUCAAACCCACACCCCUUAUAGUGUGGACUUAAUGUACUAACUAUUGAAUUAACAACAUGUUUCAGUUAAUGAAAUUUCCUUGCACAAGCACCUAAUAAUUCUCAGAUUUGUCAAAAUAAGGAAUGUUAGAGAAUCUCUUCAAUAACCUUUUACCUUUUUGUGCAAUCUCAGAGUGAGGAGUAUGUUAAUUCACAGAGGAUGCAUCUAAACUUUUUCACUGUGAUUUACUUUACAGGUGGCAUGCAUUUCCCUCUCCAAAGGAUGUUAUUCUCAUGACCCUGUCAUCAUCAGCAUGUGAGAUGUUAUUGUUCUUAAAGGGAAGGUUUCAAAUUCUGCAGGAACAGCUGGCAAGCACUAUUUUCAGUGCAAUAUGGAAAGAUCUUGCAAAGGCUCUAAACAAGUUUAUAUAUGAUGAGGUAGGGAAUUUUUUGUACAAUAGAUUUUGGCAGAAUCAUAGGCAAACCAUAUAUCAAACAUUGAACCUUAUAGGGUUUUUUUGUUCCAAAACUUUUCCCAAAAGCACUUUUGAAGUUAAUCUUCUAGAGCAAGGUAUGGUUUGUGCCCAGUGAAUUUUAUGGUAUCUAGACAAGCUUAAGAUAAAAGUAUUUUUCCUUCUAAGAACUAUCAGUGGUGUUUUACAAGGAUUAUAUUUCCACAGAUUAUCCUGGAGUGUCAUUUCAAUGAAGGAGGUGCAGCGCAGUUACAGUUUGACCUCACAAAGAAUCUUUUCACAUUAUUUUUGGAAUACACACAGAAACCAGAGAAUUUCUUUAAAGAGUAAGUUACUAAAAGCAUGGCCCUCUUAAUUGAAUUACUAACAUUAAGCAACUGCUUGCGGUUAAAGUAAAGUAAUUCAGCAUUGAUUAAAUACUAGAGCUGAUUACAGUGUGGACAGGUGAUUUCAAAAGGUGGCUCAUGAUACCCAGGAGCCUGUCUACUUAAGGGUAACUUGUAAUCACAAGAUACCAUAUUCAUGUUGGGAUUUCAAACUCUUUGCUUUGCUUUGGAACAAACUUUCUACUUCUUGAGUAAUAAUUAUUGGAUUUUAGCAUUUGUCAGCUUGGUUUUAUUUGACUCAGCCCUGGGAAAUAGAAGCAUCAUGCCUCAUGGUUUGAGAAUGAACUUGAAGAGUUACUUCAUCAGUCACUUUUGGCAAUUUUUUUUAGUGGACACUUUUAAAAUGGUUGACUACUUUACUUAUCCAGGGUCAAGGAAGCCUGUAUCUUGUUAAAUCUCUUGCCUGGAUCUGCAGUAUUGCUGAGGGAUUUGCUCAAGUCUUCAGGGAGUGACAACAGUGAAGAAGGCAUUUGUCCAGCAAGUGCUGCAUUACAAGACAUUGGGGUGUAUAGAUUAACGUCAGCAGAUGCACUGAAAAUUAUCAACCUUAGAGUGCAUUUGCCAAGUGUAUAACACUUGGCUUUCAAACAUAUUCAGAGGAAAUUUGUCUUGUUUGAAAAUAUCCAUACCAAGAGAUAUCUCUUGCUCCAUAUCCAUUUCUGGGAGAAUUUGCCUGGUUUGAACUACACAAA